This is a messenger RNA of Cinara cedri, 4053 nucleotides long. The record is from the annotation of a GenBank genome assembly. Lineage: Eukaryota; Metazoa; Arthropoda; Insecta; Hemiptera; Aphididae.
GUAUUACUAUUGGCGGAUGCCAAAAACCUCUAUUGCUGGAGAGCUCUCAUCACAGCUGAAGAUAAUUAUUGUUAUUUAAUAGUAUUCAAUAAGUAGUAGUUCAAAUUUCUCAAAGUUAUUAAAGUUCGUUUCUAUAUUUCAUCAAAAUUUUGAAAAAUAGGUUUUAAAUUAGUUGAUAAAAUUUCUUAAACAUUACAUUAUAAAGAAGGUAACUAAGACUUACAUAUUCAUAAUGUUAAUACAAAAAAAAGAACUCUUGUUAUUAUUGAAACCGUACUAUUGGGUUAAUAUAAUUCUGACAUGUUCAUAUGUGUUUUGUAAAAAAACCGACAUUCUCUGCAAUUAUAUUUUUGCAGCCGCCGAAAAACCAUGUGAAUUAGAUACUGUGAGUAAUUUUUUCCAAUAAAUAAUUAAUCAUAUUGUUCCUGAUUUUAAAUAUUUUAUUGGUUUAUUUUUAAUCAAUAUUUUUAUUGUUUACAGAAAGAUUUAGAAAUAUUACUAUUUCUUAUGAUUGUUGUAAUGAUUCGCACAAGAAAAGCUGGAAGUGUCACUAUGGUUGCUUAUCUUUCUUCUAGUUUUUUGUAUACAAAAGGAGCAAAUUUAUUAUUAUGGUUCUAUGCAGACGUCAGAUAUGGUUUAUUCUUUACUGUUAUUAUUAUUGGUAUGAAAUUUUGAUGUUUUGAUUAUGUGUUACUACUAAAGAUCCACUACCGACAUUAUGUAAAAGUUUUGGACAAUCUAAGAAAACAUGUUACACUCAUAAGGAAUUAAAAAAAUAAUUACCUAUAAAUUAAAUAUUUUUUUUUAAUAAAAAACUAAUUUAAAUAGAUAAUCAAAAAGUGAUAAAUUGGGUUAUGUGAUAGAUUUUCAUUGUAGUUUAUCAAUUUCUUAUUUAAAACAAAUUUUUUUUGUGAUAAAGAAUAGUAAUUAUAUUACAAAUUUAAAAGGAAAUAGUUUUUCAUGUAAUUAAUUGGUACUAGGGUUCUUAAAUAGCUGGUUUUUGAACAGACAAUUGUAGAUGAUGUUAUACCAGGUUUAUACCAGUUAUUGGUAUAAACCUUUUACCGGCCUAUACAAAGUUGGUAAUUUUAAAUGUAUCAUUUAGUUGUAUGAAAAAUAAUUUUAUUGGUGUACAUAGUAGAGUAAUUAAACUAAAAAAGAUCCGAAACAAUCUUACGUAUUUGUGUAGUGAAUUUUUUGAUGCUAUUAGAGAUCAAACAGUCUAUAGACUUGUUAAUUACUGUGAGAAUGUGUAUGAACUAUGAAGUACAAAUUAAAGGCAUGUCUCUUCUAUGAAAACGCUAACACAGCCAUUUCGAAAAUAUUCCAUAGAAGUUUUUACAAGUACGACUGGUUUUAAAAAUAUUUUUGGAUUGCAAAAAUUGAAUACUUCUAUUAUCAUUUGAUAUUUGAGUGAAUAAAUCUUAAGAAUUCAUUUUUAAACAACUAUGUUCAAAAAUGUACUGUGACACUACAUUUAACAAUUAUUGGUUCAAAGUAAUUUUUGCCAAUGAAAUUGUUCAAUAAAACUAUAUUAACCUAUAUUAACCUAUAUUAACCUGUAUAGUAUGGUUUUUCUUGUAUUUUAUGAGUAAAUAAUAACUUAUUUUAUAUUACAUUUCAUUAUAUUUUUAUUAUUACAAAUGAAUAAUGAUGGUAGGUUUUAACAAAUCUGAGUGAAAGGGCGAUAUAUUUUUCAAAUGCUCAGGCGCCCCGAUAACAAACCAGAAUCGAAAGAUACUAUAGGUACAUAUAAAUAUUACUCAUAUUUUUCAGUUUUGUAAACAUAUUUAGUAAACUGAUCUUAAAUAAAAAAAAACAAUAAUUUCUAUUAAGUUAAAGGUUGUUUUUAAUUUACAUGAAAAUAAUAUUUUUCUUUUUAUAAUCUUGUUUAUUACUGAACUAUAUAACAGCAAAUUAAUUCAGGAAGGGGGGAGGGUCUUUCUCUUGUUUUUCUCUGAUGUGGAAUGAUGAAGUGAUGAUAGCCAAUGUUAUAAUAUAUAUAUGUAUAUAAACCUGUAGUUAAUAUUUUAUAAGUUGGAAAUUCAAAUUGGUACCUAUUUAUAUUCAGAAAAAAAUUAUUUAUUGUAUGGUUGAUUUAUUAGUUUUAUGAAUAAUAAAUAAACAAAUAACACAAUAAAUUGAAAAAGAAUAAAAUAUUUCAAGUAUGAAAAUAAAAUGUAUGAAUUUUAUGAUGGACAGUAGUUCUCAAACAUUUCUAUUUAUGGAUCACAUAAUCUACACACAAAGUAUAUAUUUUUUUAAAUCUGUAUGGGACCAAGAAUCAAAAAUAUAAAUUUGAAUCACAACUCACAAGCUCCUAAAUUAUUCUUGCAGAGCCCUAAGACUCUAAAAAUCACUAAUAAAAACCAAUUAAGAAAUAAUAUAUUUUUAACAUUAAAUAUUUUAUUUUAUUGUUUUAUAGUGAUAUGUUUAUUACUACCAGAGCCAACAUUCUCUGGUCCAGAAAAUGUAGUUUACUUUAGAUCAUUAUCAACUUUGAAAGAAACUUUAAAUGAAAAUAAACCACAUACUGUAUGGUUGGUGUGUUUUUACACUGUUUGGAAUCCUACAUGUGCAAAUUUUGCUCCGAUAUUUUCACAAUUAUCUGUAGAGUAUGUAUUUAAAUAUUGUUAAAUAUACAGGAAUUAUACACCCUACAGUAGAAUGUUUUUAUAACUUAAAGAAUUUGUAUUUUAUGUAUUUGUUGAAGCUAUAUAAUGUUUAACUUUGUUAACCAUUUUUAGAUUCUGAGCAUAGAGAGAGAGUAUUGGUAUUAUUAGGAAUUGUGUUUAUUUUUUCAAUCUGUGAACAAAUUUUCUGCUAGAAAAAUAUAUAUAUGUAAUGAACUUUGCUCAUGAUGGUUUUUCAUUAGCAUUAGUUUAUCAUUGUAUACAAAGAUAUAUAUAUAUAUAUUAAUUAUUUGUAUGUAUCCUCCCAAUUUCCCAAUACAACUGUAAAACAUUCAUCCUUAGUAUCAGCUCUCUUUUUAUGUUAAUUUGGGUCCUUACAAAUAAUUUCUACUGUAUAUUUAGAUAUUCCGGUACUUUUUAAUUGUAUUAUGUUUGUUUGUAUAAACUAUUUUUAAUAUAAAUGUGUUUUAGGUAUGAUUCAAAAUAUCUGAAGUUUGGUAAAAUUGAUGUUAGUCGGUAUCCUGAUGCUGCUAAGAGUUUUAAUAUAAAUAACUCAGCACUUAGCCGACAAUUGCCAACUGUAAUCGUGUUUAAAAAUGGUGAAGAAAUAUUUAGACGGCCAACAUUUGAUAGCAAAGGAAAAGUUUUUAAAUUUUUUUUCACAGAGGUAUGAAUUUAUUUUAUAUAAUGGUAUGUGACAAAAAUAAAUACUAUUUUUCUAUGUUUUAGCCAAAUUUUAAAGCAUCUUUUGACUUGAACAAUAUUUACAAUCAAUGUAAAAUAACAGAAAAGAAAAAGAAUGGUGAAGAUAAACAUAAUAUUAAUAAGAAGGAUAAAAAAAAGGCUAAUUGAAUUAAAAAAAAAAAACAAAAACAAAAUGUAUGUAAUCAUGUGUAUGUGUUUAUGUGCACAUAUUCAUUUUAAUUUAAUGCAAUUUUCAAUCUAAAUAAUUUUAGUGAAGAUGAAUGAUGAAUGUGCACAUUUUUUUUUGAGAUUUUACUGUGACAUUAUUAAAGUAUUAUAAUGAACCAAAAUCUAGCAAUGUUAGAUAUAGAGAUUUUUGUAUAAAAAUUAGAUUUAUAACAUUUUUUCUCAUUAAUAUAACUUUAGAGUAUUUAAAUUAAUUAGAAGUUACAGACUAUUGUCAUAAAAUUAAACUUAACUAGUCAUUUGAUAUUUAAGUAUUGUAAUAAUUUAAAAGAAACAUUCACUCCAAGCCACAAAUAUAAUACAUAUUAAUUCAAAGUAUUAAAUAUUUUAUAUACAACAGUAUUAACUUAGAGUAGAAUUUAUUCCUUUUUUGUAUCAAUUAACAAAUGUAUUCAAUUUUAUUUAUUUUGUGAUUUUUUAAAAUACAUUUCACUUAUAAAUAAUGGUAUUGAACUAUAUAUAAUAAAUGUGCUUUGUUAUUUAAAAUUUA